CCUCCGCCCAAGGCCUUCGGCGCUCGCACUCCCUAGUACCUGCUUGGGCGCCGGCGCACAGCGGCCCCGCUGUUCUCGGCCGCCCUGGGCGCGCCCCUCCUCUGAGGAGCCAUCGGGCCAGGCUGCCGCGGAGCCAGACAGACGCGGGAGUCGUCGAGCACGGGGCGAGAGCCUCGGCAGGGAGCGAGGCGGUGCGGAGAGGCGGGAGCGACGCGCUCGGCGAUCCUCCGGGGCUGCGGCCAGACGCGAGCAAUCGGCGGCCGAGCGGCGGGGCGGGGCCGGCUCCUCGGCGGCGCGGCGCACCUGGGGCAGCUGCGUCCGGCGGCCCGGGCGCCGCCCUCCAGGUGACCUGUGCCCACACAGGGUAGCCGGGAUGGCCUGCCCUCCCCAGGGGGCUACAGCGACCUGCCCUCCCCUGGGUCGCAGUACCGCCAGAGUGGCCAGGGAAGACAUCCAGACACAAGGUCCUGUUGUAGAAGCUCACACACAUUCUGAGAUGUCAGGCCCCAUGCCCUUUAAGAUGAGAUUAGUACAUCUGGACCUCAAAGGAGCUCCGCCCAGGGUCUCCUACUUCUCAGAGAUUUUUCCUCUGUUCCAUGCGCUUGGAGCGAACGGCCUCCUCAUUGAGUAUGAAGACAUGUUUCCCUACGAGGGCCACCUGAGGCUGCUGAGGGCCACGCACGCAUACAGUCCCUCCGAAGUCACAGAGAUCCUGCGUCUGGCCAAGCUCAGCAAGUUGGAGGUGGUUCCCUUGGUGCAGACGUUCGGACACAUGGAGUUCGUGCUGAAGCACACAGCCUUCGCACACCUCCGGGAAGUGGCGCCCUUCCCCAGCACCCUGAACCCCCACGAGGCGGAGUCCCUGGCACUCGUGGGAGCCAUGAUCGACCAGGUCCUGGAGCUGCACAGAGGUGCCCGCUGGGUGCACAUUGGGUGUGACGAGGUCUGCCAUCUGGGCGAGGGGGAGGCCUCGAGACAGUGGCUGCAGCAGGAGCAGAACAGCCAUGCAAAGCUCUGUCUGUCCCACGUGCGGGCGGUGGCCAGCCAUGUGCUGGCCCGACACCCUGGCACUACUCCCCUGGCGUGGGACGACAUGCUGCGGGACAUUCCCCAGGACCAGCUCACAGCGUCCGGGGUACCGCAGCUGGUGGAGCCUGUGCUCUGGGACUACGGGGCCGACCUGGACAUCCACAGUAAGGUCCUCCUCAUGGAAAAGUACCGGGAGUGCGGCUUCCCUCGGCUGUGGGCUGCCAGUGCCUUCAAGGGGGCCACAGGGGCCACCCAGGCCCUGCCCCACAUCGAGCACCACCUCAGGAACCAUGUGCAGUGGCUGCAGGUGGCGGGCAGUGGGCCCGCGGACAUGCUGCAGGGCAUCAUCCUGACUGGCUGGCAGAGGUAUGACCACUUCUCCGUGCUGUGUGAGCUGCUGCCUGUGGGAAUCCCCUCCCUGGCCGCCUGUCUGCAGUUGCUGCUCCAUGGAGGAUUUGCUGAGCACGUGAGGCUGAGGGUGGAGCACCUCCUUGGUCUUCCGAGCCUGGGAACAGCAGCUGCUCAGAGCCAGGGGACCAGCUCCUUCCCUGGCAGCGACAUUCAUGCCCUCGUCACUCAAGUCAGCCUCCACCUACGCAGUUCUGUGGACACGCUGCUGGAGAACAGGUACAUCACUGGCUGGUUCAGCCCCUACCAUCGCAGGCGGAAGCUCAUCCACCCGGUCAUGAUCCAGCAUAUCCAGCCUGAGGUGCUCAGCCUCCUAGGCAGGUGGAGUGCCCUCGUGCAGCAGCUGGAGACAGCCCUGCAGCUGGCCUUCUACCCUGACGCCGUGGAGGAGUGGCUGGAGGAGAACGUGCGCCCGAGCAUGCAGCAGCUGCAGGACCUGCUGCAGGACCUUAGUGAGGCGGCCACCACUGGCCCCUGCCCACCAGCCCUGGCUGGGACACCGGUCGGGACUGCCGAGGGGCAGGGUUCACAGGUGGGCUGAGGGCUCCUGCCACACACAGGCCAGGGCACCACACUGUCACUCUGGCCUCCCCAUUCCCGCACCCUGCUGAGCCCUGGGCAGCUGUGCCUGCCAGGUAUCCUCAGAGCACAGUUGUCUUUGGGGAAAGUCAUGAGCACCAAGGAAAAGCAGGGGGUUGUUCACAAUGUGCACGUGGAACUUUACCAAUUUUGAAAUAAAAGGACAGCAGGCACUAGA
This is a messenger RNA of Sciurus carolinensis (gray squirrel), 2194 nucleotides long. It is a transcript of the gene Hexd, whose product is annotated as hexosaminidase D. The record is from RefSeq and is a predicted model, not a curated record. The coding region runs from base 374 to 1978 and encodes 534 amino acids. The transcript is spliced from 13 exons. Lineage: Eukaryota; Metazoa; Chordata; Mammalia; Rodentia; Sciuridae. Gene Ontology annotation, biological process: carbohydrate metabolic process. Gene Ontology annotation, molecular function: hexosaminidase activity.